Messenger RNA from Triticum dicoccoides, 1370 nucleotides. RefSeq names its product annexin D3-like. Gene Ontology annotation, molecular function: calcium ion binding; phosphatidylserine binding; calcium-dependent phospholipid binding. Gene Ontology annotation, cellular component: plasma membrane; cytoplasm. The record is from RefSeq and is a predicted model, not a curated record. Gene Ontology annotation, biological process: response to water deprivation; response to salt stress; response to heat. Bases 44 to 1132 code for a protein of 362 amino acids. Lineage: Eukaryota; Viridiplantae; Streptophyta; Magnoliopsida; Poales; Poaceae. The transcript has 6 exons.
GCUUUCAACCCUGGUGGUGUGCUGUGGUGUCUGUGUGGCUACCAUGUGUGGCUGGUGCGGCUGCCUCGAGUGCAUCCAUAACAUCCCUCCCCUCAAUCUCCUCUUCCUCCACUUCUCCUCGGCUGCACGGACGGGAAGGGAGGGAGAAGAAGGAGCGCGAACGCUCAGCCCCAUGGCCUCCAUCUCGGUCCCGGACCCCGCCCCUUCCCCGACCGAGGAUGCAGAGAGCAUCAGAAAAGCAGUGCAAGGGUGGGGGACGGACGAGAACGCGCUGAUCGAGAUCCUGGGCCACCGGACGGCGGCGCAGCGCGCGGAGAUCGCCGUCGCCUACGAGGGCCUCUACGACAAGCCCCUCCUCCGCACGCUCCAGGACGAGCUCUCCAGCCACUUCAAGGGCGCGAUGACGCUGUGGGCGAUGGACCCGGCGGCGCGGGACGCCAAGCUGGCCUACAAGGCCCUCAGGAAGAAGGGCGGCGACCGGCACGCCUGGGUGCUCAUCGAGGUCGCCUGCGCGUCGUCGCCGGACCACCUCGUCGCCGUCAGGAAGGCCUACUGCUCCGCCUACGACUCGUCGCUCGAGGAGGACGUCGCCGCCUGCCCGCUCUACAAGGACCCCCUCAAGCAGUUCUUGGUGCGCCUGGUGAGCUCGUACCGCCACGGCGGCGAGCACGUCGACGGCGAGCUGGCGAGGGCCGAGGCGGCCGAGCUGCACGGCGCGGUGGCGGCCAAGAAGCAGCCGCUGCACGGGGACGUGGUCCGCAUCGUCAGCUCCAGGAGCAAGCCGCAGCUCAAGGCGACGUUCCAGCACUACAAGCGAGAGCACGGCAAGGCCAUCGACGAGGUUCUCGAGGGCAAUCGCAACGACAAGCUGUCGGCGAUGCUGAAAACUGCGGUCUGGUGCCUGACAUCGCCGGAGAAGCACUUCGCAGAGGUGAUCCGGAGCUCGAUCAUCGGGCUCGGCACCGACGAGGAAUCCCUGACCAGAGCAAUUGUCUCGCGCGCCGAGGUCGACUUGAAGAAAGUGAAGGAGGAAUACAAGGUGAGGUACAAGACGACGGUGACCAAGGAUGUCGUCGGAGACACCUCCGGGUACUACCAGGGCAUCCUGCUCACCCUCAUCGGGGCCGAGUAGCCAUUGGCAGGAUCAUCCAAGCUCAGAGGAUGAUGUUCAAUGCCAUAUUGUUUGGUACUUAGACCGUUCAGAGGAUGAUGUUCAAUGGCAUGGUACUUAGACCGUUCGAUCGAACAGAGUGGCAUUGUCGUGUGUACAAUCUAGAGAGUGAAGUGUUGGUGUUGUGAAAUAAGACCCCUAAUAGUUCAUUUAUUGGUGUAUUCAGCACUGGUUUGAGACAAUGGUACUACUUCCAUCA